AUGGCAGAACCUGCAUAUAUUGUGACAUCUGACAGCGAAACCACUGGAGAAGAAAAACCAUCUACUUUUUCUGAAAUAGCAAUUGGAAUUGAUAUUGGCACAUCACAAUGUAGUGUUGCUAUGUGGAGUGGUUCCCGAGUCGAACUUUUGAAGAACACAGGGAAUCAAAAGAUUAUGAAAUCAUAUGUAACUUUCAAAGGUAAUACCCCUUCUGGUGGGGUCUGCAGUCAACUCUCCCAUGAGGAUGAGAUGUUGUCUGGAGCCACGAUUUUCAACAUGAAACGCCUGAUUGGCAGAGUUGAUACCGACCCAGUUGUCCAUGCAAGUAAGAAUCUCCCAUUUCUAGUGCAGACAUUGGACAUUGGUGUUCGCCCAUUUAUUGCCGCAUUAGUGAACAAUAUGUGGAGAUCCACUACUCCAGAAGAAGUCCUGGCGAUAUUUCUGGUGGAAUUAAGGGCAAUGAUUGAAGCUCAGCUGAAACGAAGAAUAAGAAAUGUGGUUCUUACAGUUCCAGUUUCAUUCAGUCGAUUUCAGCUAACCCGGAUAGAGCGUGCUUGUGCCAUGGCUGGCCUUCAUGUUCUCAGGUUGAUGCCUGAACCAACAGCUGUGGCUUUGUUGUAUGCACAGCAACAACAGCAAAAUGCUCAUGAGAAUAUGGGCAGUGGAUGUGAGAAAAUUGCUCUCAUUUUCAAUAUGGGUGCUGGUUAUUGUGAUGUUGCUGUCACUGCUACAGCGGGAGGAGUUUCACAGAUUAAAGCUUUGGCAGGAAGUACCAUUGGUGGUGAAGACUUGCUUCAGAAUAUGAUGCGUCAUCUGUUGCCAGAAUCUGGAAAUCUAUUUCAGAACCACAGGGUCAAAGAAAUUAAACGGAUGGGCCUGCUUCGAGUUGCAACCCAGGAUGCAAUUCACCAGCUUUCCUCUCAGACCAGCGUUCAGGUUGAUGUAGAUUUGGGAGAUGGUUUGAAGAUAUGGAAGACUGUUGAUCGGGAGGAGUUUGAGGAGGUAAACAGAAAGGUGUUUGAGAAAUGUGAAAGCCUUAUCAUCCAGUGUUUGAAAGAUGCCAAGGUAGAAGUUGAAGAUGUAAAUGAUGUGAUAGUUGUUGGUGGAUGCUCUUAUAUCCCAAGGGUGAAGAAUCUUGUUGCUAACACUUGUAAAGGGAAGGAACUUUAUAAAGGCAUGAAUCCGUUGGAAGCUCCUGUUUGCGGUGCAGCACUGGAAGGAGCAGUCGCUUCAGGCAUCAAUGAUCCCUUGGGGAACUUGGAUUUGUUAACUAUUCAAGCCACACCUCUUGCCAUUGGCAUUCGUGCUGAUGGGAACAAAUUUGUGCCCGUAAUUCCGAAGGAUACAGCAAUGCCAGCACGAAAGGAGCUAGUUUUCACAACAAUCCAUGAUAAUCAAACAGAGGCGUUGAUUAUUGUGUAUGAAGGUGAGGGGGAAAAGGCAGAAGAAAACCACCUAUUGGGAUAUUUCAAGAUAAUGGGAAUACCUGCGGCGCCUAAAGGCAUGCCAGAAAUCAAUGUGUGCAUGGACAUAGAUGCUGCAAACGUGCUAAGAGUUUUAGCUGGUGUUGUGAUGCCUGGUUCUCGCAAACCUGCAAUUCCUGUUAUGGAAGUAAGGAUGCCAUCGGUGGAUGAUGGGCAUGGUUGGUGCGCUGAGGCACUAAAUAGAAGCUAUGGUGCCUCACUGGAUUUGGUUACUCUCCAGAACAAGGCGUAA
Molecule: messenger RNA, 1716 nt
Organism: Sphenostylis stenocarpa
Lineage: Eukaryota; Viridiplantae; Streptophyta; Magnoliopsida; Fabales; Fabaceae
Source: the annotation of a GenBank genome assembly